AUUUUUCUCCAAUCAUCGUUGGGAGGAGAGAUGUGGUCACAUGAUAGUCCAGUCUUGUUCCGAAAUCCGACAGAAUUGUUAUUUGAGAUGUGACGUCUGGAUUUGACAGGUUUAUACACAUGUGCUUACCGGAUAUCAGCAAGUGUCCUGAAAAGCCGGUGUGGCAAAUGCCAUUUCUCCACACAGCCGGUUUGCGUGCAUAUGCCUUUGUAGGUGGUUGCACGCAUGCAUACGCUGACGCGGAGCUAUUGCACACCGUCUGCGGGUUGCUUUGCUACCUUAUGCCGGGCGGCCAUCUAUUGCACGCGAACAGGCUACGGAAGCGAGCAGGAUGUAAAGUCGGCAGAUGUCGAUAUGUGGUUCAGAACAUCGGGGAGCAUGUAAGUGUAAAAGUAAAUGCGACUGGGCUAUCAUGUCGAAAUAUAUGUGAGAUAUGUGAGAUGUGUGAAAUAUAUGUAAACUGUACGUGGAAUAAAUGAAUGUAGGGUCUGCUUGCGCUUAUCAAAGUGUCAACAAGCUAUAAAAACUAUGGACAACCAACGGCAGCUGUAUCUGGAGAAUAGAAGUGAAAAAGUAAAAAGCAUGAACAUAAACAGCUUAGGUCUUGAUAGCAAAAAAAUUAUGUAUUGAAUAGAAAUACCAGA
Ascoidea rubescens DSM 1968 is the source of this 644-nucleotide messenger RNA. RefSeq lists its product as uncharacterized. The transcript has a single exon. The coding region runs from base 120 to 479 and encodes 119 amino acids. The record is from RefSeq and is a predicted model, not a curated record. NCBI's taxonomy places the organism in Eukaryota, Fungi, Ascomycota, Saccharomycetes, Ascoideales, Ascoideaceae.